AUGUGUAUAGGUACGUUUAGCACCGGACCGCGGCGCGCGUUCCAAGAAAUGGGCGACUUUCGUGCGACAAAUGCAGAUGCCUUCGUCCCACCGGCUUAUACAUGUGGAUUACUCAGUCGACACCAUGAGCCACAGCUCUGAUAAAAAAGAGUCUUAAGAAUUCAAGUCCUGCUAGGAUACGUUUUCGAUUAUUCAUCAUCAGUCCUGCACAGUAAUAUAAAGAGAAGGGGAGAAGGUUGAGGGGCGUUCAGAGGUCAGGGGUCAGAGUCUAGUUCUCUCAUGGGUUUAGGGAGAGGGAGGGGAAGAUGUCUGGCCAUUAGCUGUCCCUGUUUCCUAGCUGUAACUCAAUGUUGCAGUUUUUACUUCACCGAGCUGCGUUAUCAGAGUUAACACGAACUGAGAACGGGACCCCACUCCCCUGCAAUGGCGAAGACCGAACAGCAUAAGUUCACAAACCGCCGAACUCUGAGCUGGUCUCAUUUGCCACCUCCUGUUAGACGGCAACGUUGGAUGUAGGACGACCACGGCAGCAGCAAUGUGUUCGUCGAGCGAGCGGCGAAUAAUGAAAGUUGCUUCAGUCCUCUUUGUCGGAGGACUCGACGACUCAUGCUUCCGAUGUCGCAGCGAACGCCUCAUUCAAGGUCGGCCAAGGCCAGUAACUAGCAUACUCCAUGUGAGCUUGAACUAGCCUUUGUCAGAUUCGCUUUCUCGACUCAUUCUUCCACACAGUCAAUAUUCUGACGUGAUCAAACUUUGCCGAUGGCAUCACUAUGAGGACGUAUUGUUGGCUGGCAGGCCGUAAUCGUCAGCCUCAGUUACCAUCCUGGAACGGUCUGGUGUGGUCUUAAGCAACACUUUCUUGGUAUAGUCAAGCAAAUCGAACCACCUCAGUCGUCUGUUAUGGACGGCCUGAAAUAUGCUCGCGACGUUGACACGUCGAGUAAAAGCUAUCUCAUCGGAGACGUUCUCACCUGGCUGGAUACUGCGCAUGGCCCUUCUACAAGUCAUCGAGAGUGUUUGUGGACUGUCACGCUAUCUCAGUUGAUAUCCCAAGAUGUCCCCACUCACUCAGUUAGUCCUGUUCUACAUUGGAAUUAGUGCGUUUAUUUUCUGAGCUUUCGGAUUUAUGCAGGAGGCCCAACGUCAGGGGAUGAACUCUUAUACGAGUUCAAGGGCGCAGAAAGAAUAAACGAUUCCCGUGCCUGACCAGUCUCCUUCCUUAUUUGCAUGUACACUCGGACAUUCAGCUCCAUCCCUAUCUUCAAAUUUUAAGCCGCGCACAUAUAAAACGAACCAAAGAUGUGGGUUUUCAACGACCGCUUGCGUGCAGGGUAUUUUGCAGUGUUUAUGUGAGGCCAGCUGAGUCAGUCAUGAUACCAUCUGUACUAAGUGAAAAUUGGCAAGUAGAUAGCCGAAGUGGCAUUAUUACGUCCCCCAAAACAACCUUUGUAAGGAGAGCGACCACACUCCACAUCACUGAAUGAAGACUGAUAAGAGGAAUUGACUACUGUUGAGGCAGUUUUCGUUUUAUAAACUAGGUCAGUUCUGAUAGUCAGUAUUUGACAUUGCACCUGCAGGUAUUCAUAUUUGAGUCCUUUAGUUGAUUGGGAAACUUUGUUGGGUGCGGUUUGUAGACUGCGUAAGACGACUGAGGCUUUGCCUUGUCUUGUUCUCUAAAGGUAAAAACUUGUCUUAAGUCUGUUAUAACUUUGUUGAGUUUUGACAAGAAAAAAAAACAACUAUGGCGUGUAUGUAAUUUUUCCGGCUAACCGCGAAUAAAUUUGCAUAGCAAAGCACUCGAUCGUUAUAUCUGCCAUUUGCAAUUAAAGUUAUCGUUCUGUGUUAACAUGGACGGAAAAGCCUCAUAUUCGUUUGCGCAUCGUCCACCUCACACCUUCCUUUCUGAUUAACCGUAAUCGAAUGACGAGGUAAAGUCAUUACGAUUGUGAGUGCUGAAGUCCGGCCAGAGUCCGUCCUCUCAACAUUCCUCCUUAUCCAUACAAUAAAAGUGACCUUGACCAGCGGCCUCCAUAGCUAGUUAUGGGGCGUCCGGGUAGGCAAAGACCUUUUCUCAUCGGACCACCAUUAUCACUGUGCGCGGGAUUUCCUUUGAAUAAGCUAUUAAGUCCUUGUCUGUGUGGCCGUUUUCCGUAAAUCCUGUUUGAAUUUGUAUGCUGAUAAAACUGACGUGCUACUCGGCAACAUCAUACUGCAAGAAGCGUCACAAUUGAAUAUAAAGAGACUCGGGAGACGGUCGACGUUUUUAUCCACCUCGAUUCGUCCGUGAUGCCAACGGAGGAACAAGCAGACAGUAUACUCUGUCAGCUUCGGAAGCGCCUUUAGUAACUUCGUACGAUCUAACAAAGGAUAAACAUCAACUUGCGCGAAGAUUGGUUCAAAGCUAUCUAAGGUUGCGAACCUGGUAUUUUCGCUCUCCUGACUAUGACAUAUAAUUACUGAGGUCUUCUACGUAUAUCAUGACUUCUGUAUUCUCGACUGGAAAGAGUAACUGGCAGUUUGCGACACCUGGGUGUCGAGGGGAAUCAGUUAUCGUGGUCUAGUCGAGGGCGAACUUUUCCACAAUUUCUUCUGUCUCUGAUACCGUGUGUUGUUUUCGCCAUUGGCUCGCGCGCUGUUGGGUGUUUGACGGUAAUGCCAACUGAAAAAAAACUUCCCAAGAGUUACAUGCGUGGCACCUGUUCUCGAUCCCAUGGACUCUGAUGCGGUCCAAAUCAGUGCUGAGGUUAGGAAAUGCAAGCAGCAUUGGAUGCGGCCUUCCCCAUUUUAGUUUGCCACGCAGAUGACCAAGCCUGCGCGUAGGCACUAAGCCACCGAAGGACUGGCGACUCGGUGACUAACUGAGCUCUGACGGGGCAGACUGCAUGACAGACUGUCAGUUGCUGUCUGUUGGACAUGUGAGGUCAGACUGUGGCCGAUAUUUGUUAUGCCACUCCUAGGCUUUCCUGCCUGUGUCACUGUGUGUCUGGUUUGCCGAAGUCGGGCUGCUCAUCCCGUUACUGGUUUCCUUCCUCACCUGAAUGAGUACCUGCAGCUGGCAUUGCUAUUCUUAGACUUUGCGCCAGUUCCCCCUGCUGCUGCCGCUAUCGCCAACAAUCUACCUACACAUCUCUGCUUUGCCCACUGGUACUGUCAGAAGAUUUUUCAGACUGUUCGCAAACGACUUUCAGAGGUCGCGCUUAGAAAUCUGAAUAAAAUCCAGGUCCUGCUUUCGUGAAAGUAAUUGACAACUAAAGGUACAUAACCACAUCUUACCCUCGCAUGGAUUCAUAUGUGCGUCCAUUCUGUGGUCGUAUCCGCGGAGGAUGAUUGCCGUGUAUUUUUUUUCUCAUUCUCGUCCCUUCCAUCAAACCAGGCGUUAUUAUUCCCUAGAAUAGUCGACCUAUUUGAGUUCAGUUGGUAACUCACACUGGGAAUGGCUCAGUGAGAUCUUAGUUCGUCUUUUUUCAUUAGAGUGAAAGUUUGUGUAGACCAAAGUACUCCCUGUCUCUGACUCCGUUGCCACAGAGGAGAAUUAUCUAUAAACUGGCAGUCCGUAGUUACACCGUUCUCUCUAUCUCUCUCUCACUAAUAAACCCAAUAUCCUCCUUUCUCUAUAGAAGUCUCCAACCUUACUGAUGUCCUCACGCCCAGUACACCCACCACUUCCAUCUGCUCUACUGUGUCCUCCAACGCGACCACUUUUGUGCCGACUGCCAACAGUUCGAGCACAAGUAGUGUUUCCUUCCUGGGCAGCGGUAUGGUGUCUGGCAUCCGUGCAGCUUACGUGGCAGUUGGCGGACUUGCUCGUCCCAGGGAACGUCGUCGUUCUGUCAGUACUCCAGGUGGCGGAGACAGUCUCGUAUCCGUCGGAGCCGGCGCUGUGUCCUCUUCUUCGGCUGCUGCCACUGGCAGCAAAAGAAAGGCCGUCAGUGAAAACACCAGUACUUUACAGUUUCUGCGGUGCAGCGCACCACUUACGCUCAAGUCGACGACGGAGCGCAGCCAGUCGUCAGCGUCAUCUUCGGUGCCUGUCGCCGCCGCGUCGGCGGAGGAGGAAUCCUCGUCUGCGGCAGGUGCGGACUCAGUUGCUGCCGGCCGACUUCGAUUAACAACCAAACUGGUACCCAACGCAGAAUGCAUACACCUUGUUGUCACCAGCCUGGCUUCCUUGCUGGAUAUUGCUUCUCGGACUCGGCAGACGGUGUGCCCUCCACAUUACCAUCAUUGGCAUCAUCCCUCCUGCGCCCACCGUCUUUGCAUUGAUGGCCCACUAAAGGGGAUGUCUAACACAGAUGGCUUGGAGGUUGUGAACGUAAGUAUCCCUGUUCCGGAUUUCGUAGAAAUACGCUUCAUUGUACACUUACACGGAUGGGGUUUUAAUUUCGGUUCUGACCCUAAAAAGUCAUGUCCCGGAGAUUUAACUCCAAGUUCUGCACUGAUUAAUUUCCGAAAUUAUUCACCUGAAUAUAUAUAUAUAUAUGUCGAAGUCGAAUACGUUCUUUGGGAAAGGAAGUUUAUUGUAAGUUUUCGACGCCGAUUCCCCGGGUCGUCGUCAGACACAGACACAAAGCAAAUGCGUCAACACAGUUAACAUCUUAAGUGCAACUAAAAAUCGACAAUUGCUUGGCGCUCGUGCCAGUAUAUGCAUAUAUAUUGCUAAUAGAAGCGAAGGUUCGAUUCCCCGGACAUAAAUGAGAAGAGGCGAUCUCGGGAACCACGGUUGUAUUGCCCUGACGUUUCAAAAACAGACAAGCUUUCAUCGUCGGAGGUGAGUAUCGUACGGCGUCACAGUAUUUAUAGGAGGGAGGGAUAGAUAACAGUCAUGUUAACACGGUGUUAUUUAUACGGGGAGUGGUUGAUCGGCUUUGGCACUAAUUGCCUGCAUACGCACCGGGACAGAGUGGGAGGGGGGGUGACUGUUGUCAACCUGCCUGUCUUUUGUCGGGGGGUGGCAUUUGAAGGUUGGUGGCCAUCGCCCGCAUUCACGUUGACCAUAGUUGCCGUUCUGAGUUGUUAGUCUUGAUUGCAUCCAUCUGACUGCGUUUCUCCCGUCUGCUGGGGUGGUGGUCGUGGCAGCAGUGUUGAUGACUGCGCUGUCGUCGGACCCGACUUGCGGUGUGGCGACCUGUAGAUCCGUCGUAGAUUCUCCCGUGUUUGAAUUCACGUCUGGCCUAACUUUGCUCUUGCUCCUUCAUUCGUUGGGCUGCGUCCGCAGCUCUUGGUAGGCUGCCGGAAGGACGACACAAUGGUUUAUUGCGGUAUCUCCGUGUGCCAGGCCUCGAUUGUUUCCCUGACCACGCGGUCAUUGCCCCGACUCAGAAUUUUGGCGUUCUGGAAGGCGAAAGUGUGCCCAUAGUCCUCGCAGUGUUCCGCCACCAGAGACAAGGGGUCCAUUCGUCUCAUUGCCCGCAUGUGUUCGUUCAUACGGGCUUCUAACCGUUUGCCUGCCUCUCCGGCGUAGUUAGCUUCACAAGAGUUACACUGGACCUGGUAGAUGAUAUUUGUUGUCUCACCAUGUGGCAUGGGGGCCUUCGGUCUCAUAACUAAAUGUCAGAUGGUUGAGUCUGGUCGAUGAGCGAUUCCGAUCCCCAAGGGUCUUAGGAGGCGGGAAACUGCCUCUGAGGCGCUGUCGAUGCAUGGCAGUGCACACCGGACUUUUCGUUGUUCUGUUACCCGAUUUUGGUCUAGACUGCCAGCUGCCCUCGAUACAGUUACGGGGGUAUCCGUCGGCCAUGAAAAGGCGCUGAAGGUAGCGGUGUUCUGUCCUGUCAUUCGGUUCGCUGCAGGGUGUUUCUGCUCUACUGCAGAGAGUUCGCACACAGCUGCGUUUGUGACAUAACGGGUGUUUACUGUGGUAGCUUAGGAUUUGGCGUAUGUCGAUAGCCUUCCUAUACACCUUCGUUUUUAUGUGCCUGUUGGGUUUCGAUGGGCAAGAACGUCCAGGAACGGCAUCUGGUUGUUGCCUUCCGCCUCAAUUGGGAAUUGGAUGUCCGGGAGAACGGGAUUCAGGAUAUUGCGACAUUCCUCGAUCAUUUUUCGCUUGAUGAUGAUGGUGUCGCCGAGUUCAAAACUAUGGCCUGUGAGUUGUGAAAACCAGGCUCUCUAGUUUUUGCAGAACUGCCUCAGUGAUGAAGCUGGAGAGAGGCCGUCCCAGCGGCGUCCCCUUAAUCUGCUCGUACAUGGUCCCCUCGAAGGUGAAGUAAGUCUUCAGGCAGAAUUUCAAGAGUUGGACUUGAUGUCUCCGCUUCACCGACUCGCCCCUCGUCAUACUGUCCCUCGAGCGAUUCACUAACCGCUUCGAUGACCAGGUCCUGCGGUUUUGAAGUGAAGGGGGAGGUGUCGUCAAAUGACACCGUGACCUCGUCUGCAAUGAGUCACGUUCCCCUGAACCGUUCCAUAAGCUGAAUAGCUGGACGGACCGCUGUGGUCGCACCCGAGGUUAGAAACCUCAGGUGUCGGAACAGCCAUUUAGCCAGAUUGAAUGUUGGCGCGCCUCGCAGUGCCACGAUUACUCGGAGGCGGUUACAUCGGCCUUGUGUACUUUGGGUAGUCCGUAGAACCUGCAUCUGUUGGUUUAAAAGUCAGUCGUACCGACUGUCAGACAGCAAAUCUUGAGACCCAAAGACCCAAAACCACCAACAGGGCAAUCAGCAGUCGUUUAUAGCAUACCAAGCUGAAAUUUAUAUGCGAGGUAUUUUGGUAAAAGGUGCAAACGCUUUCUCACAAGAUUGCACGAAAACCAAUUUGCAAUCAACCGCAACGAUGAGCUGUACUUGGCCUAUGACCGCGUACAACAGCUUAACCACAGAUUCAUUUUUUGAGAAAGCAAGGGUGAUCGGUUUCACCAGUGAUAGGAUGACCAAGCUGACGCUCCAAAGUUUCUCGACUGCCACACUGAACCGAGCCAUAGACCUGCAUCCGGCCUACCAAGCGCCACGUUCGAGGCUCGGCUUGGUUAGAAGAGGGCCAGUAGGAAACGCGAACUCGCAAAAACGAAGUCCGACGCUCAUGGAAAGAAGGAAGGUGGCGGUUGAAGAAUUGGUGCGACCUCUGACUUGUCGAGCAUAUACAGUGCGUGACCUAUCUCAUGAAAUCUGAUAACGGAAACUGAUGCGAGAAUUUCUGGACGUCUUUAACGUUGCGCAUUUUGUUCGCUCAUCCACUUCCUUCAAUGUCCUUUUCUUGUUCAGUAAUUGUGUUUGCGUAAUUGUAUCAAGCAGAAUAUCAGUAAAUUUUGGCAGAAAUGGACACUGAAAUAUAUUCGCGCAAUUUCCUAUGCUAAUGCAUGUCCUAGGCUCCGAUUACGCAUUUGAGCGACUUUUUAAUUGAAAGGAUAGUAAUUUGUCCGCGACUGUUUUAAUAAACAGAUUUAGCUGAGCUUGAACAUUUAUUUUAUGUCCGAUGCUAACCGUAGUAAUAAACUUGCAAACGCAAAGGUUAUUUUAAGAAAACCAGUGGUAUUAUCAGCUCCUAAAAGCCAACUUGGCAGACCUGCGCGAUUUGGUGCCCUAAAGUUCAGUAAUAACGCCUAUGGGGAUUCCUUCGUUUCAAUGAGCUGAAAUUGUCUUGCCGUUUGGAAAAUUCUACCUGAUGUCACAUAAAUGACCACCACCGGAUGGUCAUUUCCAGCUUUGAGGAUAUGAAACACAACUUGUCGUGUAGUUCAGUUUCCGUGCAUAGCUUAUUCAGAAAUAGAGCGAGCAAGACCUUAAUAGUUUCAGCAAAAUAUUAGUAUUUAUAUGGGCUCUCUGCCGUGCAUUCAUAAUCGAAGAAAGGAGUCUAACGUCGAACAAAAACUGAAAAUGGCCCCAAUGUAUAGAGAAAGGCAUGUUUUACGUUUACGGUAGAAAAAUAUUAGUAUUGUUUAGGAACGUGAAAGAAAUGGUCAGAAGUGUCAAAGUUUUUACUUAGCCUCACUGUGCAAAAAUGCAAUGUGCGCAGAGAUCCGUCAACGGAGUGCGGUAAUAAAACACUUCUUAAAGAGGUAACUUAUUAAGAAAAGUUUUCUUAUUAAUCGAAGGCAUAUUCGUUGCUGACUUUCGUCGUGGACAGACAUUUUUCUUGAAAAUAAAGUUCGAUGUUUGAAUGAGUCUUCAUGUGUGACCCAAACGAUCAUCUUCUUGAAAAAGAGCGUCCGAACGCUCACUAAUUUGGUAAUCCCUUCCAGAAUAAUUUUAUUUUAAUGUUCUCAACAUACAGGUAAUUCAGAGUCUCCCUUUAUGGACGAUCUGGUGAAAACACCGAAAAUCAUGAAGUAUUCAGCAAUAUUUCGAGACCGAUCUGAAACUCAGCGUAAUCCAAAACGAAGGAAAAGUGUAAAUUAAUUUAACGGAAGAACUGUCCUCUCUAUAAACAAAAUUGUACGUUUACGGUCACGCCUGUCAGUUCUAUUUAAAUUUACUAGGCACCGACCGGCCUCAUGGCAUGUCACCUUGUGAAAACUUUUGUGCCUAUGACGUCCCCAUAGGUGAAAUCAAGCAAAAUCCAGCUUCUCUUGUUUAGCUCCAUCUCAUUUACUUCAAACGAGUGAAGGAUAACACGAAUCCCUGGAAAACUGUUUUGGAAUUUACACUCAGAAUGUAGGCAGUUGACAAACCUUAUAUGAAAUCACACUAAUUAUUAAACGAUAUUUAGAUGUGAACUCCACUGAAACACUAUUAUUAGACGUUAUUUUAUUUCUAAUUUCAUAUUUACUACGUUUUUGGAAUGAUAAUACAUUCUGUACAUCCAAAAACGAAGUUUACUAAAUUAAAGCCAUUUCUUCCGUUUUCGGGAUAUUACGCUUUUCUAAAAUAAAUCGGCAUUUCUAAACAACGCAACACUGUCUUUGAUGUUUUUUAUCCUUUAAACCAUGAGCUUACUUAACGUAGACUUUGGACUCAUGAAAUGGUGUCGGUUUGCGAGUGAUUGGCAGUCAUUCGUAAAUUUCGACAUAUUUCAUGAGUUGGGUAACGCGCUGUACAUUUGAGAUGGUACCAAAAAAGACAAGGGAGACCGGAAUGACCAUUUCUGGCUCUUUAAGCCGUCGUCAACCAGUCGUACUCAACCCCGAAAUUUAUAACGCCUGGGUUCGAUGAAAAAGGAAUCCUUGGGGAAAUUGACCAAACUGUAUUUUGUUAAAUUUUCGACGCUGGUUUCCCAGGCUCAGUUAAAACCGCAGUGCCUGUAUGAUUCCAAUCUCUUGAUCGUAUUCGUUCCAUGUACAUCCGGAGGCCUCGUUCAUGUGCGUUGUCAACCUGCGAGCUGCUGCAUUGCCUCCUAGAUUAAUGUGACUAUGACCUAUCAGGGAAGGCUCUUUGGCCACCGUUUCGGUCUUGAUUUUCCUCCGUCUUCUCCAUCGUCAAAUUAAGUCCUCGUCAUAAUCAUUGCUGUUCCCAGUGAUUUUCAUGUUUUGCCGUUUCACCGAAAAUUGCACCGGUUGGCCUUGGCUUGGAGAGUUAAACAAAAGACUGGUUGAAAAGUUAGCAACCGUGUGAUCUUUGAACAAGGUAACUCUUGGGAAAGGGACGACUGGUGCUUUGAGGCUGUCCCGAACGUCUUCGUGUAUUGAAAACAGGUGCUGUCCACGUUUUGGGUGGCCUUUAUACAUAUUUUAAUAGUUGGAAACACGCAAUCCAUGCAGAUGUACAUCUGCUACUGUUGUCCCCUACGUCUCAUCCAGCCACAGCUUUUUGCUCCCACUUGAGUUUGCGUUUAUUCGUAUCUUUGCACGUAGAACUUGUUCUAGUUUAAUCGCACUACUAUUCUGCGACCCAAAGAUGGAUUCCGGUGCCUGUUUCCUUCUACUGAUAUUUGACCGCAUAGCCCAUCAAUAAGGUGACGCCGCAUGGAUAGUUUUUUGUCUAUGUCGGGACAAUUUUUCUCUUCUCAGUGACUAAGCCACCUUUGCUUACCCACAGCAUGCGUGUGAGCGGGUGAGCUAUUUAAUGAACUGCAUUUAUACCAUAAUGUUAGACACUAAUCAGUAGCGUCGAAACAAGGUUUCAUAUUACGAACUUCACAAACUGACUCCAUAAUCAGUAGCGCACUUCCUUCUUCUUAACUGCACAGAAAUCAGGCCAAAGUGGAGUUCCGUUUUGUCCGUCAGCACCUGCCCUUUGUCGUUCAGUCAACUUUGGCAACCCAGAAUGCGGACUGAGAAGAGACACCACGACCGGACUGGUGUGUUCUGCCGACUUUGUAUCGGUUUCUUUGGAGCCUCCAUCCCCACACCAAACGACGGCGAUGAGUCCCCCGUUGCUGUCAGUCGCUGACCGCAAAAUGCCCGACACCAUUUCUCAUUCACACCAAACCUCAUGUCUUUCACACUCCUGGUUCUGUGGCGGCGGCGGCGGCGGCGGCGGUGGCGGCGGUCUGAGCGGCGCUGCGGCAUCGCCUUCAACGGUCGCAGAUGUUCGCUUGCCCGUUUCCACCGAUAUCUUCGCGUCGGACAUUGACAGACAGUCCUGCUCAGGCCGAGCGGAGCGCACCCUACGAUCUUCGAUCUACUCCUCCACACUCCUCCACUCACCUCCCUCUCCUGCCGGAAGUCUCGACUCUGGCUCGGCGAACACCGUCACCGGAGUAGCCCACGUAACCAAGGAGACGACGCGGUGGAACAAGAAGAAUAUGAAGGUAAGCAAGUUAUAGCGCUGGAUCGUUUAAUUCCUACCCUUGAGACUCUCGAGUUAUGAGAUGAGGCGCCAGCACGACCGAACUGCGUUGACAAAAGACAUCGCCAAGUAAGUCUGAAUAGCCGGAUAGUGUUGCCUCGACAAAUUACGGUUGCCUACCCUCUCGUAGCUUCCGAUUUUUUUACUCUGUUGCCACCUGCUGAACGAAGCUUGGAUUGAAAAUUAAACGGGACCAUUACCAGCUGUUAACACGGGAUAUGGUCGAGUCUGGGCGGUACUGUACUAACACAGCACUCAAGUUGUGAACCAUAUGACCAACACUCCAAACCCGCUUUACAUUACACUUUUACGUGUCUGCGUCUACGUCUUCCGGUUUGCCGAUUCCUGUGUCUGCCGGGGCGAAUUUUUAGGACUUAAUUCACGAGAUUGAGGAAGAAUCACUACCCAUGACUAGCUUUUAAUUUGUUUAGCUGUAAGCUGUGCGGCCACAUGUCAUGUUUCACCCUAGAGGCUAUGGAAACGGACUUUAUACCUGAUAUUUCGAUAAACUCAGAAGUACAACUCAGCGACCACCACGAGUCUGUUGACUAAGUUGAAACUAUUGGCCCGUCCAGUAGCUUGGAUGUGUUAUACUCUCACAAAUCUUCGAGGACCAACAGGCGUCUGCCAGCCUACCUUCCCAACCAAUCAUGCAAAUGGGUUUGUUACUUCACUGCAAAUCUUGGCGUCCCAGCUCGUUGUCUGGAGCGAGACAUGAGUUCACGGAAGGGUGGCAGUUACGGGCAUGCCUAUAAUAGGUCAUCCUGCAGGGAAGGGGUGACUUUUGGCCACGUUGGGCUUUAGUGAGACAGACCUGGGCAGCAUCCAUAUCACUCCUCUACUAUACCCAUCGUGCUCCCACCACGAGACUAGGUCGAGAUAGCAUAAGACCUCCGUCAAAGUUACCACGAAUUAAACAGACCAUCUCCCAGCCAAAGCGGGCUUCGCAUGCACAUGCCUUAAUACUGACAAAACCUGACAGCAACUGCUUUCUCACUGUUUCGCCAGUCGACGUGGUUACCACCAAGGUGUGGCUACUUCAUCCCAGGUAUUCGUACACACACACACCACAGAGUUUCGCAUCAUUUGGGUUUGAGUAUAGUAGCCGUCUUUUAGGGUUAGGCACCUUUCUUUCGAUGGACGUGCCUACCUACCCACUGGUAUGCAGUGCUGAUUAUCUAUAAGGACCACUAUCACGUCAAGGCAGCACCUAUGCUACUUAGCCUCCUGCAGUCGUUCGUCUAGGUUUAAUUGGAAUGAAAGACAGCUUUAGCAAAAGUCCAUGGGAUUGCUAGCACUCCUACGAUCAGAAUUUGUUGAGAUUACCAGACCAGUCUCUGCUAUCUGUAUGCAACAAUAACUUCAGUGUAUUUUUGAGACGUCCAAUAGACCGGAAUUUCAACACGUGCUGCCUCUUAGUUUAUGCGUUUGUAACUGAAGGCUCAACUGUAACCCUUGUAUGCAGUCUUUCGCAUUAGCAAGGUGUCACGAACGUACGGCAGUUAAUUCGUCGCAAAAGGCGAGGAUCACUGAUGCCUUCGGAGGCAACGCUGCGACCUGCUCACGAGUUGGCUUGUGGUGGAGAAGAAGAACCGUUCGAAUACUACACCCCACUCUGCCGCCCAUUGCCUGCUAUGCGCCAGCUGGAAUCUCUGGACGGGACGACUGCAGAUGGUCUCCAGCUCGACGGUUGACGUGACUUAAAACCCUCGUUCAUUGUAUGUCUCCCCAUACGCAAACGAUAGGUAAUCCGUCCACCGUGACGACGAUGGCCGUCUUCACCAGACAACGCCCGGUUUUGGGUAAUGGGUGGUCUAGUUUUGUGUGAGGAGUUAAGAUGACUACCGAGGUUGCUUUCGCGUUUUUUCAUGGAAAUAUAUAAAUUGUUUUAUUUAGCACCUACGGGGCACUACCAUGGUAGUUAAAAGUACAUUUUGAAGUGAAUUUCAGAACGAGUAGGCAAAUACUGUACAGUGCUCGGUUCAUGCUUGUAAAAAUAAACAGGCAGUUUGAUAUGAAAAGCGGCUAGCGAACAGUGCAAAAAGUUCUUUAAUUUUUUUGAGAAAGGCAAACUGAGUGUAAUUUGAUCACUUUCUAAGGAGAAAAAAACCGGUGAUCAUGGAAAGGUAAAUAUACGGGUCGGACAGGACCGUCCUGCAUGUGGGAGUUUAUGAGAGUUCGAAACGGUAAUCGUUAAGGUAGAAUUCGUAAACCGGAUGAGGCUGUUCUCUGCGUUGACAACAGAAGCAACCGUCAAGGCGGCGAGGCGAGAGAAACCUAAACGCGAUCACUCAGUCUGCUUAGAGUCCAGCCGAGGAGGGGACAUUAAGGCCAUGUUACUGCGGUAUGCGGAAAGGACACAAUUUUUAAUUCAAUAUAUGCCCUACUUCAAAUGGCCCAUAAACCCUCACUUCCUCCGAGUCUACGCGACGGCCGGCUUUGCGCGAUAGGCUGUGCAAAUUACUCUAUCUCGAACUCUCUUGUCUACGUCUAACUACGUAGUUUUGACCGUUUCCGUCAUAUAAUGCACUUUAAACGAGGCUCAUGGUUGCUACCGGAAUGACCUGUCGUACGUUAACUUUGUGCGAAUUUUCGACUCCAAGGACGUCUGUUUUUCGCCAAACCCUCGUCCUUCAGUCCCUUCCCCUUCUGUUUUUCUCUGCUCCCUGCAGCUGUCUCUGUUCGGUGGUCGUCACCACAUCUCAGACACCCCUAGUGUCCCCACGGGUACGCGCACUGUCUCCGUGCCCUCCACACCCGUUCGCGAGACCGUCCUGCAGGCGACGUCAGUGACAGUAGCAUCUUCAGUGAUCCACCUUGGCUGCGGAGACGAUACUUGUGCGCGGAGCAAGUCUCUUAAGGCCACCACUCUCAUAAAGGCUGCCACCUCUCCUUCAAACAGCAUUUGCUCGCAACAACGGGAAACUCAGCCUUUUAACUCCCCUUCCUAAGUAAGGUUAUUUCUAUCUUCUGCGUUAAACCUGCCUGCUUAGCCUUCAGACCGCGUCCCUCUUUGUUCACCAUGUCUCCCGAAUGCCUAGACUUUGCGGUUACACUGCACGCACAGGUCAGGUUUUUCACCGUUGAAAGCGAAAAUUAGUCAAGAUGUGAUCAGCAUAUGACCUGGUCCGUCCAGUUGAUGCGGCAUGAACCCUCCGUCCCAUUCAGUCAGUGCUCUUAAGCUAUUUAGGCAUACUGAUAGUCCUCAAAUACCAAGUGGGAAUGGAGAAUUAGUGUGAUUUCAUCAGUACUGCAGAGUUUGCCGCAUCGCAUUUCACACAACUCAAUCUGAGUGAUCUACUAAUUACGUGGUUAUCCUCUGCUGGCUAAUUCGUGAUUGCCUAUAAACCGUCUGACACCUGAGCACCCUCUUGAGGUGUCAUUUAGCCUCAACGCGGUACAUAGCCUCGUAACGACACAGGUAAGGUGAGUACAAAAGCGUCUUCGAUGCCUGCGUAGGCAUGAUAUACAAUUAAAACCGACGUCAGUUUUUUACUGCUAUUCAUCACAGUGUUUCCUUAUUUUCUGACGAUCUGUCCAAGCGUUCAAAUUUCUUCUUGAAUGACAUUUGGAGCCCCUGUAACCCUGUGUCGGACGAUAGCCGUUUCGGAUGACGUUUUAACAAUAACCGAUAAGUGUUGCCGACAAAGAAAACAUAUCUGCUGUACCCACCGACUAGUUACGGGCAUCUGAGACACGGGUUAUCUCGUUAUCAAACACUUUCUAGUCACACGGCCUAGUCUCUGAAUCUCUGGCCCACACCCUGUUUGUCGCGGCUGAAAGGGCUCAAAGUCGCAUAGUUGCUGACUUUGUCAAUCUAUCCUGAUUUCAAAGGGGGAAAAAUAGUUCCGACUUGCUUUGGAUUUGCGGGUCUAGGGCGCUGGUAUGAGAUCGCAUAGCGACGGACAAUAGCCUAUCAACAAUUGUGAAUGGCAAACAAAGGGGGAACGAUAAUGGCCUUUUUUGUUCUGUAUUUGCGGUCACUAGUCAGUCACUCCCGAAGCCCAUGCUCGCAAUUGCCGGCAGUAAUAUCAACAUAAUUGCUCAAGAGGUGAAUACUGGCCAAAAAGACGCCGACCUGCCACUCUUCCCACCACCGUUUUCGUUACAUCUACAAGAAGCUAAAUAUGAACUUAAAAGUGAAUUACGCGGAAAAGCAUUUUAACAUUACUGACAAAGACAAGGGAGACUGGAAUGUCCAUUUCUGGCUUAUUAGCCGUCGUCAACCAAUCAUACUCAACCCCGAGGUGUGGAACACCUGGGGCUCCAACUUACGACCUGUUGGCUAGAAGCCCAACGCUGACGACGACUAAUGAGUCAGAAAUGACAAUUUAAGGCCUCCCCUGUCUUUGUUGAUAAUGUUAUUCUGCCUACAUUACGCAAGGCUGUGCGGCUACUGGUUGGACUUGGGAGAGACCCCCAAGACACAACGGGACGAGUGAGUUCCGUAACACGAUCGAUGAGUGCUUUUCCACCAAAAGCAUUGUGCUGAAUCUGGCGAUGUCCCUUGCAUAUUUAACACUGGCCCAAGUCUAUUCUAACCGGGGAACCGCUUACGCUCAACCUAGUUAGUACCGCUAAAAUGUUUACUACGUCGCUGCUUCGUCCACCACUGGCAACCCGGCUUGUUCUGAUGAAUUAUCCUUCACAUCAUUGGCUCAAUUCAGGCCAACGUUUAGUCCAAGUUAUUGACCAUGCAUGAAGACCGGUUUUGUACUCGCAAUCAUUAUGAAACCUUUGUGAUAAAGAACUGCAGUAUGCAUACUGCCCUCUUUUCUAACGGUUAGGCUUCUGAUCUGCACUUCAUCAUAGUCGCCACCACUUUUGAUAGUACGACUAUUGGAACCGUCGGGGUCCACCAUUGCCUCAGGCGGUGAGCGAAGUCUUUAGUCUGUUCCGGGUUUCGAAGAUGGACUGAGUUAUCUUGUCAGUUUCGUACCACAGCGGAUAGCGGCUCAUGAUAGGUAAGCGCGCGUCAGAUUUAUUGUCACGAAGAGCUUAACAACGUCGGCUUUACUCGCCCCUCUUCCAUGGACUAAUGGUCUGUUCAAACCGUUUGCCGAAUUGCGAUGGGAUCGAGCGCACAUUGAUUAUCACAACAUAAAGACCCCUGUCUGUGCAUACUGCACGCGCUGGCAUUUCACUCUGCCCAACGCAGCCAAGCCUCAUCAAAAGGCUCAGCCCCUACGUAAUUGAGAUACGCCAGUUGUCACUUAGCGCGUUUUGAUCGUCACAACGACGCUAGCAAGUUGUGUUGCAUGGUUAUUGAGUGAUAUGCAGUGAUUUACUGGUGGUUGAUGUGCCUAUGCGUGAAGCCAUAUAGGCCUAUAUAUGGUCCGAGCGUGCCUGUAUAACAUAGCCAGUACGAGAUGUCUGUAUGCGUCUUCUGUCAGCACCCAGUAGCAGCAGUGGCGGUAAAAUUGUCGUCUGGGCGGUGGCUCGUCAGUCAUCCUUACGACGCCCUAGUUCCACCUGCUUCAACAUGGCGCAGAUGCUGAACACGUUCGUCUCUCCAUGUUUCGUCCUGACUAUUCUCCUGCACCAACUGGGAUAACAGUGGUUUAGAUUUCCUGUCCAGCAGUUGAAAGGACUGGGUUCUGGGACCUGACUUAAACAUUUGGGAUGAUUGUAAUGACUUCUUCCUUUUCGCUGUAUAUUGUGAACUACCAUUGACCACCAUGUUUUUCAAGAAUGACUACCAAACGACCAGUUCGCCUCACUCAGACAAACCAGACAGUCGUACACCAUCGCCUUCAGAAAUGCACCUGUUAUAAACGGAACAUUUCCGAACAGUGUUUUGCGACGCGUGCUGGUAUACGACAAUGGAUCAAGGGAACUGUUUCCACUACCUUCUGCUUCAAAGUUAACUACCCUUCACCUGAAAACCAGAAAUGUCCUGAUUUACUGCCAAUCGUGGUUUUGAACCGAUUCCUUCGUUGUCACCAGUCAGAUGAUGGCGUUGAGUUUAGGGCAUCAACAUUCAUCUUUGAGGCCCGGUGGAUCCGGAAUAUUAGCUUCCGUUAGUACACACAAACGAACUAAUUAGAUUUGGCAGUAGAGACAUUCUGAGGUUCAUGGGUUUGUGAUGGUGGCUCUUUUUGCGAAGAUCUUACAUGUUUCUGUCCUGACUGGCUGGAUACCGGGGACUGAAUUCUAGACCAAAACGCUGAAUACGAUAACGAUCCUCCUUUUUGCCGGGUCGAUUUAUCCCAGUAAAUAAGAAUGGUCAGCAAGAAGGGGAGCAGGCGAGCAAAUAACAGAAGCGGGACUUGAACUUGGACGAAGGUAGAAUGAACCAACCCCUGUGGAAAAACUCUGGGGAGGGCAAGGAGGGACUAGAUAACGUCGUUCCCUCCACCAUCGGCGACGUAGUCUAUCGGCGUGUGCGCAUACAUAUUUGUUACGGAGUUUAUAACAUUUCCCGGCCACUUACUUUUUACUUCGGAUAGAUGCAUGUUGCUUCUAUCGAAAACACUCACAGACUCUAUCACUCAGUCGCACAACCUGCGAAGUUUGAUUGAGAGUAUUUUUUGAUGACAUCAGAAAAACCAUCGUGUUCGUAGCGGAGGUGACGAAUCGAUUGUAAUGAUGUCUGGUUGUUCGUUUUGUGUUAUUAGCAAUCACACGACCCCUUGAAGAUGUUUGGUGAAAAGUUAGGACUACAAUUUGUCGGCAAAUCUUGCUUUACGCGGGGUAAGGCUGUUCCAGAUAUUCGCAAUUGAGCCAACGCACCAGUGCAUUAACUAACCUGGGUUUGUAAUCCAUACUACGCUAUCUGGCCUGCUUAAUUAAGUGCUAAUCAAAAUUCUGAACUGUCUUCGAUUAGAAGGGAUUACUUAGGUGGGGUGUUAAUAUUAUCGUGCAAUAUAAUCCCAAGAUAUGUCAGUCACGCUAGGGUGCUGACAUUCGAAUGAGCUUCCCAGCCGCCUGCAAAGACCGUACUCAGCUGUAUUUUCUAGAAAACAUGCACAAGGAUAUUCGCCCCUGUACUUAUUUGGUAGCAAAUCUCGUUUUUUUUUCAAAUUUUAUGACUGAUGAAACGGUAUCUUUCGGUUUUCAAGGAGCUUGCUCAAUCCCCGAAUAAUUUCGAACUCUAACCUCACUUGUACUGGCGCAUAGGGCCUCCAAACUAAAGACUUUAUACUUUCCGUAUAAGAAAAAUUACGCAUUUCUCUAGGCUACUCAGAAGAUGCCAUAUAGGGAUGAUGUUGUCAUAAAAAUAACAGGUACGGUGCCGCACGAACGGACACUUCGCGAUCUUAAAAAUCUCGUAAUUGCAAGCUGUUUUAAAGCCCAAACAUGCCUUUCCCCACUUAUAAAAUUUAUGACGUGAUUUACUACGAAGUGGGUAUGAGAAGUGACCUUUUUGUGUGUUUUGUACAAAAUACAUAUGGAUUUAUAUGGAAAUAGAGAAACAAUGGGAAUAAAUCAUACUGCUCCGCUAGUCAUUUUAUGCCGAACGUGGUUUUUUUGCAGGCGUUCAUAAAGGGCUCAUUCAAAAGCCGGCAUCCUGACGUGGUUGACAUAACUGAGGAUUAUGCCGCAAGAUGACCAAUAUUGCCACUCCACCUAAUUAAUCCUUACUAAUCGAAAUCGCAUUUCCGAAUUUGAGUUUACGUGAUGACUCAGCUGCUGUGAGUACCCUUACAGCCCCACUUCACUUAAUUUUUCAUAUUUCAAGGCAAUUUUGAAAUUCAAUAACUGUUACGCGUUUGAUAGGCUCAUUUAGUAAAAAAAAACUCAGCACGUUGGAUUUUGCUCUUGAUUUUUUCAAUUUUAGGAGUAAUAGACUACCUUCUGGUAACGACAUACGGAAUUCUUUUUUUAGUUCAGCGCCUUCUGAAUGUCCCUUCGAAAGAAAUUAUGCUUUAGAAAACCAACUCACUAAUCCGGGCAUCAAGUAACAGAUCCGACAAAUUGGUCGAUAACGCCGAUUUUUUCUUGUCCUUUGUGGUUACCAGCCGUUAUCAGACAUCUGAUGAAUUUAAAAAGGUUUUUAAUCUGACUGGCACCACAUCUGCCUGCCUGGCCUGGCUCGAGUCCCUGAAUCGGAUUCGGAUGUCCCGGCAAGAUCUGUAUCCUUCCAAAUCUAUGAGUAACGCCAUAUCUCAACAUUUCAGGUGCUUUAGUCGAAGCCCCCGGCCGACCUUGCGUAAGCAGGUCGCCAAUGCGUACCGGGACCUCUCUUACCAUCCGGCAGAAGUUUCAGAGAGAGUUCGAUUGUCCAUCACCGUUUGGGAGUGACAUCUUAGAUCAGUCUGUUCCACGAUGGUCUGGUGUCCCCUAGUUAUUAACCUAUUAUGACUGUUAAACGAGUCAGUUUAUCACGUUACAUGUCCUGUUAACUGGACUGCACAAUUUGCUGCAUAACCAUCCUAUAAUAUUGGGCCCUGUUACCGUGCAACGGAUAAAAACGCGCUUCGUGCGGUCGUCAUCGUUCUUGCCGUACUGCAGCCGAUUACCUAUGAUUGUUUUUUUCCUUUUAGUCCCUACCUUCCACCAACAGACCCAUCGCAAAUGCCUCAAGGGAUCCACUCUAUCGCCGUGUGUGCGUACACGAGCACAAGCUGGUGGAACACUACAUUCCGCGUUGAUCAGACCCCUGACCGCCUCACCUCGGGGCCGAUUGACCUCAUAAAAGAUGUACACAAAUAG
This is a messenger RNA of Spirometra erinaceieuropaei, 19307 nucleotides long. Lineage: Eukaryota; Metazoa; Platyhelminthes; Cestoda; Diphyllobothriidea; Diphyllobothriidae. The record is from the annotation of a GenBank genome assembly.